Penicillium atrosanguineum is the source of this 231-nucleotide messenger RNA. Its product is annotated as Spc97/Spc98. NCBI's taxonomy places the organism in Eukaryota, Fungi, Ascomycota, Eurotiomycetes, Eurotiales, Aspergillaceae. The record is from RefSeq and is a predicted model, not a curated record. The coding region runs from base 1 to 231 and encodes 76 amino acids. The transcript has a single exon.
AUGGCUAUCGAGCCCGAGUUUCCUCGUGCAGAAUCCGUUGGGCAACGUGUCGGCUCCCAGACCGAUGCGCGCAGCGGCAAGUGCGGAUGUCAGAGCAACCAUGUGCCCAUCACCUCCGAAACACAGGUACAGGCCACGCUAAACUUUCUACUGUAUGCGGUUUGUGACUUGGCCGUGGCCAUGAAAUGCGCACGUUGGAUCCUUUCCACGAAUGAGGGCAUGCAUGCAUAG